Messenger RNA from Rhopilema esculentum, 3923 nucleotides. Its product is annotated as acid-sensing ion channel 4-A-like. NCBI's taxonomy places the organism in Eukaryota, Metazoa, Cnidaria, Scyphozoa, Rhizostomeae, Rhizostomatidae. Gene Ontology annotation, molecular function: ligand-gated sodium channel activity. Gene Ontology annotation, biological process: sodium ion transmembrane transport. Gene Ontology annotation, cellular component: plasma membrane. The record is from RefSeq and is a predicted model, not a curated record.
UUGCGAAUGUUUAUCCAAACUAAUUUAAGAUCUGUGAUAAAAGACCAUUAAGCAAACCAUUUCUUACAGCGAACAACUUCGCUCGCUGAUUCCCUUUUCAAGAGCGAUUUGACAUCUGGUUUAAAUGCAGUCUCUUUUGUAAUUUGGCUUAUGAUUCAGAUAAUCGGCUUAAUUGAAGUGAAAGUUACAAAGGGCUUUUUGAGGCCUCCCGUGUCCAGUUACAAUGAAGCUAGUUUAAUUGGAACGAGGUCGCUAUCGUCUUUAAUUAAGAAAGGACGAGAUCAUCAACAUAAAAAUACGGGUACAUCGCGCUGUGAAGACUGUGGAAGAGAUUUUAGCUCUCUGAAAGAUCAAUUCCAUUAUUUACAAAAUGAAAGAAGAAGGAAGAACCGGGCAUUUUGUAACUGAAGACACAAAAAUGGAAGAAGUCAAUUCAUUGACGAUACAUGGAGUGCCUAAAAUCUUCACAACAAAGUCAUACUUCUCAAGAGUGCUAUGGGCCUUACUAUGCACUUCAACCGUGGUAUUUCUUAUAUACUUCAUGUUGGACGCAAUGCGAAAACAUCUGAAUUUUGAGAUUUAUAUAAAAGAGGAAAGAAUUCCAAAGCAUGAGAUGAGCUUACCAGCUAUCACGAUUUGCAACACCAACUUUUAUUCUGGUGAUGAUGAUGGUUAUGCUGUUGAUCAAGUUCUGCCAAAAAACUGCUCGUACACUGAUGCAAAGUAUUUUAAAACCAACACUAGCAGAGAGAAUUUUCUGGAUAUCUGCCGCUGGUUCUAUGGUGGAAUUAUGGGCGAGUUCAACUUCAAUGGAAUAGAAUUCCCUCAAAAUGCUUCAUUACUGCCACAUGUCUGGCCAUGCGUAACAUUAAACCAAAACAGUUCUCUUGCCCAGAAAGGAGAGAAGCAAAGGUCUGGGCUAAAACUUAUUAUGGUGUUUGACGAAAGGAGACGAAGCAAAAAUCCUUUUUAUUUGGAUCCAAUGUACGAAGAUGAGAGAGACGGAUUGUUUGUGGCAGUUCAUGACCCAAGAGAAGUCAUUCCCUCUUUUUCUGGAAUUUCCUUACCUCCUGGUUAUCAUACAAUUGUAAAACUUCGAAAGAAGGUCAUCCAAAGGAAAGAAGCUCCGUAUCCUUCAAAAUGCCUUCAUUCCGGUCCAAAUAAAACUUUCAAUCUUUUCCCUGGUAAAGAUCGUAGAGAUAAAUGCCUAUAUUCGUGCUUUGGCUUGAGACUUUAUCAAAAGUGCAAUGGCACAGAAGUAACAAUGCGUCAAUUUAUGAACAAAAAAGAAUUCCCGAAUAUCCUAAAUAUGACUGAUGGGAAAACGAUUAAAUGCGUGAUGGAGGUUGCUGAAAGUGUCGACGCUGUGAAUUGCAAAUGCGGUAUUUUUUGUGACGAAGAGGUCUACGAGACUCAAACAAGUCGGGUUCCAUGGCCGCAACAAUGGAAAGCAGAGGAACUUACGGGCAUUUUCCCAAGUUUAACAAGUUCAACAAUAAGGCAAACGUUCAUUAAGCUGACUAUUUACUACGAAGAAAUCAGCGAGUUUAGGUACACAGAGGAAGAAAAGUACAGCAUAAUGAAUGUUUGGACUGAUUUUGGAGGACAAAUGGGCUUGUUCAUUGGCGCAUCUUUGAUCUCUUUUGUAGAGAUUCUGUUGUUGCUGCUCGGUUGUCUUCAAAAAUGUUGGAAGAAGAAAAUUAAUGUAGCUUAAUCUUAAUGACUGUCUUCUAGUCGUAAAAGGACCAAGCCAAGAUUUGCUAUUCUUUCCCUUGAUAAGCACUAUAAAAGAAGAGAGUAUCUCAAACUGUUUAGGUCCUGCGUCCUCCAGUAAUAGAGGGCCAAUCAGCGUAAUGCCAUUGAAUCGGUAUCACAGCUGUGGGUGCUUGCAGUCUGUAAAAGUAACCAAAAAUAUCAGACUAUAACAAAGGCUUUUUUUCUUCAUCUAUUAGAGAUUCCUCUGAAAGUAUCGAAAACCUAUGGCACGACUUGUGAUUUUUAGCGAGAUUCUUCAGCUUUCUAAUCUGUUUGCUAUCACAGAUCAUGCUGACUGAUUUUUAUUACUGAUGUGUUUACUAUGAUAAAGCUACUAUGACAACUGAUACCCUUUUGAGGUCAUGGCAGUCUGUGUCUAUUUUACGCUACGAUAUCAGCAUCUUGUGUCAAAUGAUAUGAAAUACCAUAUAAUGCUUUUAUUGAUCUUAAUUGCUGAAAGUGUCUUUUUGAGUUUUACGUUCUACCGUUUGAACAUUUGAAAGAGUAACCACUUCUAUGUUAGAUAGUGAUAUAUGAAUACAAUACCGUUCUUAGCGCUCUUAUCAUAGAGGAGCUGUUAUGAUGCCAUAAGAACAAAAGUUUCAAUUGCAAUGUAAAACAGCCCUCAAAAAGUUGGAAACAUAAUUCAGUAUGACCUGUGUUUUGUGUCUUUUUACAUGAUUGUUUUUGCGUAAUUUUCAGCCUCAGUUUCUCCAGGUGUUCUUGAUAGCAAAGAAACAGCUUUGAAGAACAUUUUACUGGCUUCAUAACCAACUUUUCAGGCCACUUACAGUCACCUGCCUCCACAAUUCUCUUCAAUUUUUUAGAAUUGGUGCUACUGCCAUCCAAAUGAUACUUGCAAUAUCGCUUAGAUAACCUUUUUUUCUCUGUUUAAAUCGUCUGCGUCCUCUUUCCAUUGAAAGUUGUAUUCAUUAAGUGGUCUUCUUAGACCAUUUUCUGGCUACCAUUCCGGCAGCAUGGCCUGUCCACUCCAUGUUAAAUUUUUUCUACAACAUCAAUAACUUUGAUGUAUGAUCUUAAACUUUCAUUUUUCUUUCCUACUGAACUAGGCGUCUGAUGUAAAGCAUUGCCAUGUGAUUGCUUUUGUACGUCUUGCCGGUCUAUGCCUCUAUUUCUGUUAGUGUUCAUGCUCCAGCACCGUAUUUCAUUGCUGGCACACGUCUCUGUAUAAAUCUUUAAAGCAAAAGCUUUUCAAACUGAAGGGUAUUGACUUUUCACCAUAUUGCCGUUUUCCGCAUCUUGUUGUCAUUCUGCUGUCAUUUAUCUCUUGGAGAUUUCUCAAUGUGCUUCGAUUUUGGAUAUCAUCAGCUGACCUACGUUGCAUAUUCAUUGAUUUCGUCUAUGACCCCAUUCUCUAUUUAUGACUCAUGUUCCUUGAGAUUUCCUUUCCAUCACUAUUGCAUCUUUAACAUUCUUGAUUCUAUUUAUACUUCAUAUUCAUUCCAUCUUUCGAAGGAGUCAUGAGGCGUUUUUGGGCACUUGAGGAACAGGGCAGAUGCAAUUACAAAAUACCAAUGGGAGAUUUAAUGCAAAAGCAGGUGAACAAAUCGUCAGGAAAGAAAAAGAAAAAACAGACGACUUGUCAAACCUUCUGAGAGUUACAGCUUGAUAAUGACAAAGACCAUGAUUGAAAAGAGGAAAGUCGCAAGUAGACACGGAGAAGCCCCAAUACCACGGCAAAAAUAAAAUAAAAUGCUAAAAAACAAACAUCAAAUGUUUCUCAAUGCUAGAGUAGUGAACAAUUAGGAGUAAGAAGUGCUCAUCGAUUGGAUAGAAAAAUUAGAUACAAGAACAAAGAUAGGAAAUAACUUUAGAAGAAACACGACAUAGGUCAAUUUGAAGUUAUCUUGAUAUUGCAAAAAUGCUAUAUUCUUACUCCUUUAUUGAUUUCACCAUCGCCAUAACAUACCGUUGAGUCAUCCACUGCUUUGUAUACCGCAGAACAUUUCCUCUACCAAUUUUAUCAACUCCACUCAUCUAAGUCAUGCUGACUCUCUCGCUCCCAAGCCUAGAUCUUUCCUAAUCACAUUGCAUCAUCAUUGCAUCUUCAUUGCAUCAUCAUUGCAUCAUCAUUGUAUCAUCAUUACAUCAUUAUUGCAUCAUCAUAACUUAUCCUUGUUCGGCACAAAAAAUCUUAGAAACAUCAC